AUGAUGAAUCCCUCUUCAAUGACGAGGAUCCAGCGACUCAAAAAAGAGAUUGCUGAAAUCGACCAAAAACUUGAAUCUGCUACAGAGAGGCCAACUCCGUCUCCUAUUCAAUCAAAUUUUCCACUUCAAAUUUCUACUUUGAAUUUUAAGAAAAAUCAAGAGAGGGAUGAAAUUCAACAGCGAAUUAAUUUACUAAGAAUUUCAGUUAGCAAAGAAGAAGCAUUCAAUAAUCAGCUCACCGAAAUCCAAAACAAGCUUCGAUCUCUAGGCAAGCAAAAACAAUUCGAAGUUCAGAACUGCAAAAUUUCUAGAGAUCCACUAUCUCAAAAAGCAGCAGCUCUCAAAGAUCUCAUCCAGCAGCUUCAUGAUGAGUACCAGUCUACAUCAAAUUCAGUCGCUAAAAGGCAAAAGCUAAAAGAAUCUGCCCAGCAAGGCAAACUUCAAGCAUAUCAAAAUUCUUUGAUUCCCCUUGAAGCUGAAUCCUCCACCCUCCUUAAUAAAAAGCAAAAAUUAGUUACAAAGCAGCAAGAAUGCUCAGAAGAAAUUAAGCGAAUUGAAAAUUGUAUCAAAAUGUGCAAAGAAGAGCUGGACUCAAGAUAUAUCACAAGGGCCGAAUACAUAGCGCAAAGAGAAGAAGAUGAAGAAGUCUAUGAAAGGUUGAGGCUAGAAUAUGCAGAUGAGCUUGAAUAUUUUGACGAAGAAGUCGACUUAGUUGAGCAAUUUAAUUUUUUGACCCAACAAAAAGAAGGAUAUAUCGAAAAAAUUCAAAAUCUGGAAUGAAAAUUGGGGGAAACCAAUAGGAAUAUUCAAGAGUAUAAAUCAAAAAUUGAAGAUUGCAGAGAUUCUAUUAAUCAUGUUUAUUCAAAUACCCCAAAUUUCAAAGACCAGCAAGAAAUCGAAAAACUGGAAUCGUUUUUAAAUAUCAAGUGCAGAAAUUAUGGACUAGAAACGCUACAGGAAGUAAUUAUGAGGGUAAAUUGCAACGAAAAUUUUGAUAUUGAAGAAGAAAUAUUAAGGGUCCAGCUUAAAGAAAUGAUAAAGAACCAGACAAGGAUGUCAGAAGAAUGGGAAGCAAAAGAAUCAUUAUUAAUGGAAAGGCUCAAAGGCGAAGAAGAUCCAGAAACUGUUUACAAGCUGGAAGCAGAACUAAAUGAGCAUCAGCAAAAGUACAGGAAUAGAAUGGCAGCAGUUGAACAGUGAAAAUCUGAAGUAGAAUCAGCCUUAGGAAGACCAAGACCUAUAGGCAAAAUAACAGUCCUCGACAAAGCAAUUAUUGAUGAAUUUAAAAUCAGCUCUCUCAGUCUAAUCGAUGACUUUGAGCAAAGAAAAUCUCUUGAAAAUUUAAUAAAUAUUUAUAUACAAAAAAUAAUUUCAAGAGAAAAAUAUCUAGUAACUAUCAAUGCAAAACUUGAGGAAAAAAGAAUAAAUCAAGCUAGAUUCGAAGACUGUCUGUAUAAGCUCAUACAAGAAAAAGCAAAAUUUGAAAAAGAAAAAAUCGAAAUGAGGAAAAAUUUGAUGAAAUUUAUUAUGAAAGAAAAAAACUUAACAAAACGACUUGAUGGAAGUACCACUUCUGAGUCUGGGGCUGGAGAUUUUAGACUAAAGCAGCAAGCUCACUCUCUGCACCAUAAUGUUCAGUUUUGGGAAAAAUUGAUUGCAAAGGAAACUGCUACAAUUGAAAAUUUCAUAAAGCCAGCGCUGUUGGAAUAUGAAGAAAUGCUGAAAAAAAUGAAAAAAGAAAUUUUGCAGAUAAAUUUGCAGAUUAAAGAAACAGAAGAUGAGUAUCAGUCUGUUGAAUGUCAGAUUGAAAAAAUCCUUGAAUGCAAAAGACAAGAUAUGUUAGACUCUUUAGAGGAAAUUAAUAAUCAAAUACAGCAGCAGGAAGGAGGAGAAAACAAACUCUUUGGCAUAAAAGAAAGCAUUGAUGAACGAACAGGGGAACUACUAAAGCUCCAAGAAGGAAUCGACGCAAUUGAUGCUGCAAGUGUCAAAGUUUUAUCUGAAUUAGAGCAAGAAGAAGCUAUGCUGAGAACACAGAAACAGGUAUUGGAAACAUCUUUAAUAAAAAUCCAACACGACAAAAAACAAUUAGAAGAGCUAGAAAAUAAAGCAGGGAGAACUAAUGAGUCUCAGCAUACCUCAAGAUCUCCAUUUAAACCCGAAAACCUGAAUGAAAAAAGCAGAUCAAGAAGCUUCGGAAAAAUAAUAAAACCAAAAUCUCAAGAUAUUCCAAUUCCACCCACUAACAUUCUUCAGUUUGAUAUUCCUGAGAAGCCUGAAGACUCUCCUCAAAUAGAGCCUAAUCCUUAUUUUGAAUUUGUAGAAAAAACACUUGGUAAGCAAGCACAAAUGAUUUCUGAGAGAAUUCCCUUAAUUCCUGCACAAGUCAGAAGCCAAAAGAAAUAUUAUAGAUUUAAUCUUGAAGACACUACACAGUCUGAGAAAAACUUUUAUGAAAGAAUAAUGCCAUUACUCGAAGGUGCUGAAAUUUAUAAAAAAUUCAGUCAGCAUAACUCUUUGAAACUCCAAGCUUUUGAUCCUUUAGAUUCAGUGAGAAAUCCUCCUGAAGCAUGUGGCUAUGGAAUCAAGUACUUCAGGCUUCAUAAAUCUUUACAAAGAAUCGAUAUAAGACAGCCGCUGAAGCCUGGCUUUGAGUCUAGCAUUUCUAUUGACCAAAUAAUGGCUCCAAUAAUCCCUCAAAUUACCAUGACAAUUCUCAAAAUCCAAAAGAAGCUUGGGCAAGAAGACUUAGAAUUCACCAAUUUUACCAAAGAAACACAAGAAAAAUACGAUCUCAUGAAGGAAAAGGGAUACCUUGACCAUCAAAGCCCAGCCUUUAAAGAGAUUUGCAAAGACUGCGCAAUGUACCCUUUCCAUAUAGCUCUGAUACAAGGAGGGAGAAUUGAGCUGAUUGCUAAAAGUUAUGUUACUUUUAAACAAUGGAUUAACGGGAUUAAUGCACUUAUAAGAGCUAAAAGGCAAAUCCCCAAGCUGAGAAGAAGAAUUGAAUCUUACACUUCCGUAUAA
Molecule: messenger RNA, 3027 nt
Organism: Blepharisma stoltei
Lineage: Eukaryota; Ciliophora; Heterotrichea; Heterotrichida; Blepharismidae
Source: the annotation of a GenBank genome assembly